Molecule: messenger RNA, 1248 nt
Organism: Triticum aestivum (bread wheat)
Lineage: Eukaryota; Viridiplantae; Streptophyta; Magnoliopsida; Poales; Poaceae
Product: protein PLASTID MOVEMENT IMPAIRED 1-like
Exons: 1
Coding region: 1-579 (192 amino acids)
Source: RefSeq, a predicted model, not a curated record
AUGGCCCGCGCCGUCCCGAGCGCUACCAUGCGUGCGCUGUCGCGCAUCGGCAUGACCCGCCUCGGCUGCCUCUUCUCCGUCGAGGUGGCGGCGGCACAGGGCCUCCCGUCGUCCAUGGACGGGCUCCGCCUCGCCGUGGCCGUGCGCAAGAAGGAGUCGCGCGAGGGCGCCGUGCAGAUCAUGCCGUCCCGCGUGCAGCAGGGCGCGGCGGACUUCGAGGAGACGCUAUUCGUCCGGUGCCACGUCUACUGCAGCGGCGGGGGCGCCGGCAAGCCACCGACGAAGUUUGAGCCCCGCCCGUUCCUGUUGUCCGUGGUCGCCGUGGACGCGCCGGAGCUGGACCUUGGCCAGAGCACGGUGGACUUGAGCGCCCUCGUGAAGGAGUCCACGGAGAAGAGGCAGCAAGGGGAGCGCGUCCGGCAGUGGCAGAUGGCGUUCCUGCUCGCCGGCAAGGCCAAGGGCGGGGAGCUCGUCGUCACGCUCGCUUUCCAGAUCAUGGAGGACGGCGGCGCCGGGCUCUACAGCCAGCUGGCCACCAAGACUGCUGCCCUGGUGCGGUGUCCAGUGACGAGAAUCUGAAGGAGUCCCUUCUUGUCCCUCGCCUUGGCCGCCAGCCUGAGCUCCCGCAGCGCGGCGGAGAGCCUGGACCUCUUGCUCCUCUUCUUCUUCAUGUUCUUCAUGGCGUCGCUCCGGCACAAGGACGGCGGCCUGGACCUCCUCCUCUGCCCUGGGGCCUCCUCGACAUCGUCACCGGCCCGUCCGCUUCCUCGCUACGCGCCACGCGCUCGUGGACCUCCGAGCUAUCGCCACGCGUCCUCCUCGUCGAGGUGCAGAGAUGCUUGGGGGUGGAGACGGCCGGAAAAAUCCCCCCUCCAAGCCCAAAAUUUGCGUAGGCGCAGCCCCAGCCGAACGAAAAAACGUCCUACAAUGCAGGCGCUAACGCCAGGCGCCAGGGUCAGGAUCCUGGCCGUUUCCUCCUAAUCCCGUUCAAAUCCCGAAAUUUUGUUAGCAUCGAUGCCAUAAGAGUCGUCCGGCGCUAAACGAGCUGCCCAUUUUAUUUUUUGCGCAUGGCGCCCGUACGCUCGCUCCCAGCGUUGCAUGCCUGGACUCCAAGCGAGGCGCUAGGAGAAAAAUCCUUUUUUAUUCCUAAUCAAGCGCCUGAUUAGGCGUCUAGCAUUGAACAUGCCCUAAGAGGCCCCCAUCCCAUUCUCCUAUGGAACGCCUUAGUGCCGGUCAAAGUAGAAGCCC